Molecule: messenger RNA, 4741 nt
Organism: Amphiprion ocellaris (clown anemonefish)
Lineage: Eukaryota; Metazoa; Chordata; Actinopteri; Pomacentridae
Product: kelch repeat and BTB domain-containing protein 13
Exons: 1
Coding region: 204-1667 (487 amino acids)
Molecular function (GO): protein binding
Source: RefSeq, a predicted model, not a curated record
UCCUGCCUGACGCUUGCGAGUGGCACAGCUGCUAUCUAUAGUCCCACUCUAUUUUCGGACCAUGCAGACGGGACGCAAUGGAACACGCACAAAACUUUAUUUACCGUGCAGCUCUGGGGAAAAAAUGGCUAAUCUGCACUCGAGUCACAUGCUGACUAAUCACUCGAGGGCCUGUUUGGGGAAGAAAAGAGAUCCAGGAGAUCAUGGAAGAGCCUGAAAGCCUGGAAAUCAACCAGGAUAUUCACGGCGAGAAUGCAACCCUUGAUCCGGGGGACGGAGAGUGCCAGGCAGGCCGGGUGAGAGUGAGGGUGGAGGAGAGCUGGUUCACAGUAGAGCGAGCUUUCCUUGCAAAGUACAUCGACUAUUUCCGUGCUCUCUUUCAGUCUGGGAUGAAAGAAAGUCAGCAGGACGAGCUCUACCUGAGAGGAGGACUGCAUGCAAGGGGUUUCCUCAUUGCACUCGCUGUCUGCCGGGGAGAGAGUCCCACCAUCAGUGACCCGGAUGAGCUCGAAGAAGCUGUUGAAUGUGCCGCUUUUCUGCAGGUUGCAUGUUUGGUGCGGCAUCUUUGUGACAUUAUAGACUCAGACAACUGCCUCCUGCUUUACCACGCAGCCGCCAUCUUUGGGGUGCAUUCGCUGUUUCACAAAGCCGCUCUCUUUCUCUGUGAUGCUUUUGAGGACCUCAAGGAAGCAGCAGAAACUACAAUCCCUGAGGAGCUGCUGCAGUAUUCUCAAACACUGUGUCCUUCCACUUACAUCGCUCUAGGUACACAUUCUCCUUCAUUGGAGCUGCUGCAUGACUCCUUUAGGGUUGUUUGCUACCUUGACGAAAAAGCCGGAGAGUGGAAGCAUCUGACAAACCUCCCGACUCUUUGUAGCACCUCCAUGGCUGGUGUAGCAGUGCUCGACAAUCGCUUGUAUAUUGUGGGGGGAGUUUACGGUUAUGGUAAAGACACAGUGGACAGUAGUUUCUGUUAUGACCCCGAAUCAGGGGUUUGGACUGCUCUUCCAGGUCCCCAGCAACCCAGAUAUGACUUCACCUUGCUCGGGCAUGAAGGCCGACUCUACGCCAUUGGUGGAGAGUUCCAAAAGAGAAUAAUUUCCGCAGCGGAAAGCUAUGACACUUCAAAGGGAGCGUGGACUUUCAUACAACAUGCACCGAGACCUGUAGCAUCUGCAGCUUGUGCUGUUGCACGGCGGCGGAUGUUUGUUUGCUUCUGGAAACCACCAGACACCACAGACAUCUACGAGUACAUACCAGUGAAAGAUGAGUGGAAACUUGCCACUACAAUGAUCCGACCUCAGAGCUACGGCCACUGUAUGGUAGCCCACAGGGACAAUUUGUAUGUGAUGCGCAAUGGGCCUUGUGACGACUUCCUGCGCUGCCUAAUGGACUGCUACAACAUCACAACAGGACAGUGGACGGCCAUGCCCGGGCACUACAUCAACAGCAAGGGAGCGCUGUUCACUGCAAUGAUAAGGGGGGACUCUGCGUUCACAGUGAAACACAUGUUAACUCUUGAAUAUGCCAUCACUGGAGACGCAUGGAAGCCCCGCAGGCAGAUGAAGGGAUUUCCAAAGAGCGGUUCGCUGUGGACGUGUUUACUCAGGCUUCCCAAGACGGGACCAGUUAUACCACAACUGGAUGAAGAAGGAAAGGAAGAAUAAAUGUCUUUGCCAGACACAUCUGACGGAUUUGUGGAAGCUGUAUUGCACCUGUGAAAUUAGUGCACAGCUGAAAAACAAUGUGAUGUUUUUUGUUUUUAACCCUCUGAACCCCCAAAACCUGCCGGCGGGUUUAAAAUUCACUGAAUCUUUUUUGAAAAAUCACCAAAAUAACCCCAUUUGUUAGAGCUAGGAUGUGUAGAAACUGAAAAAAAUGUCAGAUUUUCAGCUUUCUGACAGUGCUUAAACUAAUCAUGUGUGAUGUGGUGCUUGGUUGGCAUCAUGAGACUUCAUCAAAAUCAGUUUACUGUAAAUGUAAAAUGAUUUGCUCUAACUAGAUUUUUUAAAAACAAAAACUUCCGCACUUUUUUUUUUUUUUUUUGCAAAACUGAGAAGCUAUGACUGACUCAUUUGUGACCAACAGUCAUGGGACAACAAUUCAGGGACUUUUAAGGUAAACCAUGGCUUUGUGACCAGAGAGGAGACCAGCAUGGAAAUAUAUCAUGAAUUGAAGUAGUAAAUUGCCUGCAGUAUGUACAGGCUCUAUUCUUCCUGGUAUCACUAACACUUAUGGAAACUUGGAAAGAUAUUGCACAUCUUCACUCCAGUUUUUUUAAAUGAUUGUAAAAUCAAUAAUCAAAGACAUUCAACUUGUGAUUUGUCUUUUGUGUGAUUGAUGGUAUUAUAACUGUUUCACUUGAUGCACUCUAACAGUUAAAUGCAAAAGUCAUUUUUGAGUUCUUCCUAUAUCUAGUUGUUGUUGUGCUGUUUAUACAGAGUUGCAGAUAUUUGUAUUGCAGUGAAAAAUGAACCCACAGUGAGUAAAAAUGCUUGGGGUUCUGAGGGUUAAACUAGAAUAGAAAUGUUUGAAUAAAAAAAUUCCAAAAAAACACUGAUGCUGAAAAAAAACCUGGAGUGUACAUACUAAGAAAAACACUCAUUUCAUUCCAGUGCAUUUACUUUCACACUCACCCUUAAACACACAUGCUGACACUAAGCAUUUGCUCUGAUUAGCAACAGCUGCUACUGUAGUUUAUAUUAGAGGAGGCCACUGUGUAUGUGUGUGUGUGUCCAAGUGUGAGUGAAGUUCAAAGGCCCUGACGGGAUGUUCGAAACCUCUCAUUCUCUGAGUUUUUCCUGAAGUCACACUGGGCAAAUUCAGGAGCCACCAGUCAACAUAAAACACACCACAGCUCUGUGUCUCGCAGUCUUGAGCAGACCUGAGCUGUUAAAUACCUGUUUCUGUGGGAAAAUACAUUUCAUGUAGCUUCGGGGUUGCUACUCUGAGGGUUGUGGGAUAUUUUUUUCUGGUUUGCACGGCUGCAGACUGUUUCAGUGUAUUCAAAACCAAUGGAAUUCUAUUUCAAUAUGCGACAUCAACCAGUAGAAGUUUAUUUUCAACACUGAAAAACCCAAAAUACCGUCAAUUGCAUUUAAAGCUACAGUAGGAUAUCAUGAUUUCCACUGAACCUUCCCGUGCACUUUAUUGAAUUCAGCGGUCCUGCUGGGGUCAAUUAUGCCAUUACCAUUCCCACCACAGUGGAAGGGGCUCAGAAAGCUGGAGUGCUAAGCCAAAUCAUUGUUCAUUUUAAUCCGCUCUGAUGGAAAGGAGCUGGGAAUCACUUACUGUUCUCGGAGGCGGCAGGUCAGGAAGGCUCUUCUGUGGGACGGGGACAUAUUUAGCUCCUUUUCCAUUCACGAGGGCGUCCGAUCUGUCAUCUAAAAGUAAAGAUUAUGAGGUCAAUGUGAUACAAGAAUCCUUACUCUCACAUGUAUAUUGAAUAUUAUCAAAUAAACACAAAAGAAUUAGAAAUAAAUGAAAGAACUGGCUCAUCAUGCGAGUUUAGGUUGAGCCUAUUUUUAUCAAGCACGAUUCCCAGAUGUCCAGCUGUCUCCUAGUCAUACUAACGCUUCCCCAACCGUCACUGUGAGCACAGAACCUUCAUUGUUAAAUUACAGUGACCACAUAACCCAAAUCACGGGGAAGCAUUUGUAGGGUAGCAAUGACCAUGUUAUGCCAAACACACAAGACCACAAAGCAACAUUCAGGGAAAUUAGGAAAGACUUUGCAUCAGAGGUGAAAGAAUGAUAGUUUUCACUGGCCUUAACAGCGGCUAAUGUUUAUGUCAAGCACUGAACCAAAAGAAGCAGAUUUUGAGUGUUGGUUUAUGAGUCUCUCCUAAUAAUAUUGUCUGCAGUUGGGUACUAUUUGGACUUCAAUUCUUUUCUUGGAUGAUAGUGGUCUUGCUAAUCUGUAAAUAGCCUGGAAUUUUAUUUUUUAUUUUCACUGGAGGAAGGAAUUUAAAAGAAGCAGUUUUGAUGUAUGCAGGUGUGACAUUUCGACAGUCCAAAACAAGCCACUGACAUCCAUAUGCUAUUUUUUUUAUUAUUUACAUGAGAUUCAUAAGGAGGGUUAGCCAAGAAUGUACCUACUUUUUCAGUAAUGUGUGAAACUGUAAGAGUAAAACUCACAGCUUACAUUUAAAAUGCAGUUAAAGUAAGAGUGACAUCAAAAAUUUGAUUCUGAAAUUAAUCUGAUGCACGAGUUACACCUUUGUACUGAUCAAAAUCACUUUAUUUCACUUUAAGAUUUUACAUUUAGUCUUAUAAUAACAAAGCUGUCAUCAAUUUGUUCACUGAAGCAUACUUCUUGUGCAAAUAUGUUAUUGAUAUUUAAAUUGUGUAUAUCAUACAAGAAAAUAACAUUCUUCUUACCUCGGUUUCUCCUACUGCUUAUGUGGAUUAACAGAAAGUUUUUCAGUUUUCUCACUUUUUUGAUGUGUCUCUGCCUCAAACAGGAACUGAACAGAUCAUCCUUAACAAUCAGAUAGCAAAAGAUUAAAAAAAAAAAAAGAAAACACCUGCACCUGUUGAAUUCAUGACUGUGUUCUUAAAGACAUAAAGCAUCAUUUCCACUUUUGCUGUAGGUCGGUGUCUUUUUGGAACAUUACCAAGGAUGUAGAACAGCUGAACUGCACCAUCAGUAUUCCCACAGGCUGAGCAUGUAACGGGACUCAGAUAACCUUAAUGGCUUUGUGAACAGUGUUUUUCUGUGACAUUAAACUCUAACAUGUUGA